This is a messenger RNA of Knipowitschia caucasica, 2829 nucleotides long. NCBI's taxonomy places the organism in Eukaryota, Metazoa, Chordata, Actinopteri, Gobiiformes, Gobiidae. The record is from the annotation of a GenBank genome assembly.
AUGGCCUCUGCUACCUCCACCCCAGCUGCGACUCGCGGUGCCCGGAAUACGCGCUCCUCGGGCCGGGGCAUGAGCAUGAGCACCGGCCCGAGUCCCACGCGUCUGUCCCGGCUCCAGGAGAAGGACUCGUUACGGAGCCUCAACGACCGCCUCGCCAACUACAUCCACCGGGUGCAGGAGCUGGAGUCCGAGCGCGCGUCUCUCCUGGUCCAACUGGAGCAGAGCGACGAGUGCGCGGGCCGGGAGAUGGGGAACAUGAGGCGGCUGUACGAAGAGGAGCUGGCCGACGUGAGGAGCACUCUGGACGGGGUGGCCAAGGAGAAGGCCCGGCUGCAGAUCGAGAUGGGGAACCUCUCCGACGAGUACAAGAAACUGCACAACAAGCAACAGAGGAAUGAAGGGGAACUGACCAGCGCUCUGACCCAUUGGAGGAACGCAGAGUCAGCCCUGAAGGCCAGAGACGCAGAGGUGUCCAAGCUGCAUUCAGAGUCUCUGCGGCAGAAGAAGGAGGUGGAGGAGCUGCAGGCUGAGGUCAAAUAUAUAGAGGGGCAACUCGGAGAUGCUAUGAAAAAUCUGAGUGAGGAGAUAAUGCAGAGCACAAACCUUUCGAACCAACUGCAGACGGCCAAGGAGCAGCUGGCGUUUGAGAAGAACCUGAGUGAACAGAACACGGAGGAGCUGCGCAGUCGCAGUGAGAGCAGACUCCUGGAGCUGGAGACCAUCAGACGAAAGGAGUUUGAGUCCAAACUGGCCGACUCCAUGCAUCAGCUGAGACAGGACCACGAGAACCAGCUGCUGCAGUACAAGCAGGAGCUGGACAAGACCUUCAGCUCCAAGUUGCAGAACGCACAGCAGGCAGCAAUAGACAAAACCAACGCAGUCUCGAGCACCAAAGACGAACUUGAAAACACCAAGCUCCGGAUUGAGACGCUCAGCUCCCAACUGCAGCUCUACCAAAAUGAGAAAAUGUGUCUGGAGCGGCGUGUCCAGGACCUGGAGCGAACCCUGGACAAAGAGCGUGAUUCGUGGCAGGAGCGACUCGGGGCCAAAGAGCAGGAGCUCCUGAGCCUCCGCAGACAGAUGUUCACGCAGCUGGAGGACUAUGAGAGGCUGCUGGACACUAAGGUGGCCCUGGACAUGGAGAUCAACGCCUACCGCAAGAUGCUGGAGGUUGAGGAGCAGAGACUGCAGCUGUCCCCCAGUCCGUCCCAGAGCGCUGCUGUGUCCCGCACUCAUGAGGAGAGGCACAAACUCAGAGGACGAAAGCGUAAACAGGAGGGUCCUACGGGCAGCUCGCCGGCCUCCAAGAUGGGGUCCUUGGAGAGAGAGGGCGAGAGCGCCCCCGUGAGGCUUAGUGAGGUGGACGAGGGUGGCAGGUUCAUCCGGCUCCAGAACCAUUCACACACGGAGCAGCAAUUGGGCGGCUGGGUGGUGCGCAGGAUUUAUCCAGACAUGGGGAACAUCUCCUUUGAAAUCCCGUCCCCGUGUGUCUUGGAUGGAGGACAGACUCUCACUAUCUGGGCAUCUGGGUUUGAGGAGGAGGCGCACAGCGACGAUCUAAUCCUUGAGGACCACACGAGUUGGGGACCUGCAACAGAUGCCAAGAUCCUGAUCUUCAACCCCCAACAAAAGGUACCAGUGAGACACGGACCAGGGAGAGUACCAUCUACCACCACACCCAUCUACCACACCAUCUACCACACCAUCUACCUCACCAUCUACCACACCAUCUACCACACCAUCUACCACACCAUCUACCACACCUACUACCACACCAUCUAUCGUACCAUCUACCACACCAUCUACCACACCAUCUACCACACCAACUACCACACCUACUACCACACCAUCUAUCGUACCAUCUACCACACCAUCUAUAGUACCAUCUACCACACCAUCUACCGCACCAUCUACCACACCAUCUACCACACCAUCUACCACACCAUCUACCGCACCAUCUACCACACCAUCUACCGCACCAUCUACCACACCAUCUACCUCACCAUCUACCACACCAUCUACCACACCAUCUACCACACCAUCUACCGCACCAUCUACCACACCAACUACCACACCAUCUACCACACCAUCUACCACACCAUCUACCACACCAUCUACCACACCAUCUACCGCACCAUCUACCACACCAACUACCACACCAUCUACCACACCAUCUACCACACCAUCUAUCGUACCAUCUACCUCACCAUCUACCACACCAUCUACCACACCAUCUAUCGUACCAUCUACCUCACCAUCUACCACACCAUCUACCACACCAUCUACCACGCCAUCUACCGCACCAUCUACCACACCAACUACCACACCAUCUACCACACCAUCUACCACACCAUCUACCACACCAUCUACCACACCAACUACCACACCAACUACCACACCAUCUAUCGUACCAUCUACCACACCAUCUAUCGUACCAUCUACCACACCAUCUACCACACCAUCUACCUCACCAUCUACUGCACCAUCUACCACACCAUCUACCACACCAUCUACCACACCAACUACCACACCAACUACCACACCAUCUAUCGUACCAUCUACCACACCAUCUAUCGUACCAUCUACCACACCAUCUACCUCACCAUCUACCGCACCAUCUACCUCACCAUCUACCACACCAUCUAUCGUACCAUCUACCACACCAUCUACCACACCAUCUACCACACCAUCUAUCUCACCAUCUACCACACCAUCUACCACACCAUCUACCACACCAUCUACCUCACUAUCUACCACACCAUCUACCUCACUAUAUACCACAGUGCUACUCUUCUAGUACUGUGCUAUUCUUCUAUUAGUUCAGCCUGA